Molecule: messenger RNA, 580 nt
Organism: Effrenium voratum
Lineage: Eukaryota; Dinophyceae; Suessiales; Symbiodiniaceae
Source: the annotation of a GenBank genome assembly
GAAAGAGCUCGGAUUUGGGCAACUGUGAACCCAAAACUCCGCGGUGCCUUCGGCGCCCACUGAAGAAAAGGCGUCAGGCAUGACAAAGCAGAAGCGGCCCAAAUAUGAGACAGUGCAGUACACGCCGCCCACGCCGCAAGUCUUUGGCAGCGCGGUGCCAGAUGACCUCCCCACGAACCUGAAGACAGCGUCGGCCUCCUCCUCAUCUUUCAAUGUGGAGCGUCCAAGGAACAGACCCAAGCUCCAAGACCGGCUAGCGGUCUAUGAGGAUGACAACCCCCGCUGUCAGCAGAUCCUGUGUGCCGUGGGAGUCUUCUUCCCGCCACUGUGGAUGGUGGGGGCCAUCAUGUAUGCCACGACGCCAGCCACAAAGACGAGCACGCGAGAGGCUGGCUUCAAGAACUUGGUCCUCGCGAUCAUAUGCACAGUGCUGCUUCUUGCGUACGGCGUGUACAAAUUCUCUACCAAGACAGGCCACUCCCGGUGAGACGAGCUGGUUGCUUGCGUGCAGGCCGGACUCGCGUGAAGAUCUGAGCAAAAAGUUCGGCUAGCUCCUCACUCGCCUCGGGCAAUGAAUCGC